This is a messenger RNA of Puma concolor (puma), 1906 nucleotides long. It is a transcript of the gene OPTN, whose product is annotated as optineurin. The record is from RefSeq and is a predicted model, not a curated record. Gene Ontology annotation, biological process: regulation of canonical NF-kappaB signal transduction; protein localization to Golgi apparatus; Golgi ribbon formation. NCBI's taxonomy places the organism in Eukaryota, Metazoa, Chordata, Mammalia, Carnivora, Felidae. Gene Ontology annotation, molecular function: K63-linked polyubiquitin modification-dependent protein binding. Gene Ontology annotation, cellular component: nucleus; Golgi apparatus; cytoplasm.
CGCUGGGCGGUGUCGCGAGGCAGCAAGUCGGCCUGAGGCUCCCCGAGCGCCCGCCGCCGCCCCCGGCCGGUGCCCCGGUCGGCGUCUGCAUCCGGGUCCGGAGCCCUCCCCCUGCGGGCACGAUGCCGAGGAAGGAGUGACCCCGAGAGAGUCCGGAGCGCCGGCGCUGGGUCCUUCUGCCAUGUCCCACCAACCACUUAGCUGCCUGACUGAAAAGGGGGACAGCCCCAGUGAGACCACAGGAAAUGGACCCCCCAACCUGGCCCACCCAAAUCUGGACACGUUCACACCAGAGGAACUGCUACAGCAGAUGAAGGAGCUCCUGACUGAGAACCAUCAGCUCAAAGAAGCCAUGAAGCUGAAUAAUCAGGCUAUGAAAGGGCGAUUUGAAGAGCUUUCAGCCUGGACAGAGAAACAGAAGGAAGAACGCCUAUUUUUUGAGAUACAGAGCAAGGAAGCCAAAGAGCGUCUCGUGGCUUUGAGUCAUGAAAAUGAAAAAUUAAAGGAAGAACUCAGAAAACUAAAAGGGAAAACAGAAAGCCCCCUUGAGGACCCCACUGGGGACCCCAAAGUCCCCAAGGCAGAAGCAGACCAGGAAAUGGAACAGCUGAAGACCCAGGUGGCCCGUCUUCAGGCUGAAAAGGCAGAUCUGCUGGGCAUCGUGUCUGAACUACAGCUCAAGCUGAACUCAGGCGGCCCCUCAGAAGACUCCUUUGUUGAAAUCAGGAUGGCUGAAGGAGAAGCAGAUGUGGCACUGAAAGAAAUCAAGACAAGUCCUGGGCCCACAAGAACUGAUUCCGUUGACACGAGCAAAUUUGCAGAAGGUGCCAGGAAUUAUUUGGAAUUUGAAGAAUUAACUGUGAGCCAGCUCCUGCUUUGUCUAAGGGAAGGAAACCAGAAGGUGGAGAGACUUGAAAUUGCCCUCAAGGAAGCCAAAGAAAGAGUUUCAUAUUUUGAAAAGAAAGCCAGUGAUCAUGCGGAAGUCGAGACCCAGACAGAGACGAGCAAAGAAAAAGAGAAAGAAGAGGAGAAAGGCCCAGAAACCGUUGGAAGCGAAGUGGAGACGUUGAACCUUCAGGUGACCACCCUAUUUAAGGAGCUUCAAGAGGCUCAUACAAAACUCAGCGAAGCUGAGCUAAUGAAGAAGAGACUUCAAGAGAAAUGUCAGGCCCUUGAAAGGAAGAAUUCUGCAACCCCAUCAGAGCUGAAUGAAAAGCAGGAGCUUGUUUAUAACAACAAAAAGUUGGAACUACAAGUGGAAAGCAUGCGAUCAGAAAUCAAAAUGGAGCAAGCUAAAACUGAAGACGAAAAGUCCAAGGUAGCCACUCUCCAGGUGACACAUAACAAGCUUCUUCAAGAAUACAAUAAUUCGUUGAAAACGAUCGAGGAACUGAAAAGGAAAGAGUCAGAAAAAGUGGAUAAGGUGGUACUACAAGAACUAAGCGAGAAACUGGCGCUGGCAGAGAAGGCGCUGGCUUCCAAGCAGCUUCAGAUGGACGAGAUGAAGCAGACCAUCGCCAAGCAGGAGGAGGACCUGGAGACCAUGACCGUCCUGAGGGCUCAGAUGGAAGUUUACUGUUCUGACUUUCAUGCUGAAAGAGCGGCAAGAGAGAAAAUACACGAAGAAAAGGAGCAGCUGGCUUUGCAGCUGGCAAUUCUGCUGAAAGAGAAUAACGAUUUUGAAGAUGGAGGCAGUAGGCAGUCCUUGAUGGAGAUGCAGAGCCGUCAUGGGGCAAGAACAAGUGACCCUGACCAGCAGGCCUACCUCGCUCAGAGAGGAGAUGAGGAUACCAACUGGAGGCAGCAGCAACAGCGGAAUAUUCCAAUCCAUUCGUGCCCCAAAUGUGGAGAAGUUCUGCCUGACAUAGACACGCUACAGAUCCAUGUUAUGGACUGCAUCAUUUAA